This is a messenger RNA of Aspergillus wentii DTO 134E9, 2085 nucleotides long. RefSeq names its product ankyrin repeat and BTB/POZ domain protein. The transcript is spliced from 3 exons. The record is from RefSeq and is a predicted model, not a curated record. Gene Ontology annotation, molecular function: protein binding. NCBI's taxonomy places the organism in Eukaryota, Fungi, Ascomycota, Eurotiomycetes, Eurotiales, Aspergillaceae. The coding region runs from base 48 to 1916 and encodes 622 amino acids. Gene Ontology annotation, cellular component: cytoplasm; ubiquitin ligase complex.
UUCAAGUCGCACUUUUCAUUCUGCCCAUCGAUUCAAGGUGUUUCGUGAUGUCUGAACGGAAUAUUCUGAGGAAGGAUCAGCUGGAAGUCAGCUUGCACAAUGAAAAGAAAUUGAUCAAGGAGGGCACCAUCAAGGACGACAACCCUCUUGAUCUUAGUGAGCCGUUUCGUGAGCUGUGCGCCGCUUGUCGGACUGGUGAUUUGAAAGUCUGCCAGGAAAAGAUUUCUGAAGGGGUCAAUGUUAAUGCCCGUGACCCCUAUGAUUAUACUCCACUGAUUCUGGCUAGUCUUUGUGGUCAUUUCGAGGCCGUUCAGCUUCUUCUUGAAUCGGGGGCGCUGUGUGAACGAGAUACCUUUCAGGGCGAGAGAUGUCUAUAUAACGCCUUGAAUGACCGUAUACGAAAUCUACUACUGGAAUAUGACUAUUCUAAAUCCACCGAUCCUCUCCAGCCUCUGGCUGCUCACAUAACCUCGCUUCUCACUCGGGAUCAUCCGGAGACAUCCGAUAUCCUAGUGACUGCGGCCGAUGACUCUCUCUCUUUGCAUAAAUUUAUACUGGCAGCUCGGUCUCCUUACUUCCAAAAGAAACUCGAAGAUGCCCCCGAAACGUCGACAUGGAAACUGCCCAGCACCAUCCCACCUGAAGCCUUUGGUACAGCGAUAAAAUAUCUAUAUUUUGGAGAAGCUCCUCGCGAUUUGAGAAGCGGGCCUGGGACUGGGUUUACUGAGUCGGAAGUCUUUGCGGGUAUUGACAAGAUUGCCAAAUAUCUCGAAAUCCAGACUCUAACGGAUAGUAUACUGGAUAGCGGAGACAGGAGAAUGGCCAGGCAGAGAAGAACAAUUGAAGUUUCCAAGGGCCAAGAACAGCUGGAGGGAUGGUUCCGGGCGAACGUCCUUGGGAAUAAGGUGGUUGUUGAGACUUCCAAGGUGGAUGAUGUCAAGUGGGAUCGCGGAAACACAGCUUUUGCAGAUGUUCUGCUACGAGCUGAUGAACUUCCCGAAGAGGUUGAGGAAGGCAAGAAGCCCAAGUCAACCAUUUUUCCUUGCCAUCGAGCAAUGCUUCUUCGGUCUGAGUUUUUCAAUGCCAUGUUUUCCUCGACCUUCCGGGAGGCGUCUGUUAAGGACGAGUUGAGCAUCAUCCCUGUGGACUGCUCUGCUGAUGUCCUUGAGAUCGUGCUGACGUUCCUCUAUACCGAAAAAGCCGAUUUCUCCCUGGAUAUUGCGGUUGAUGUUCUAUUCGCAGCUGAUAUGCUGUUUAUCGAGAAGCUAAAGACCAAGGCCGCGAUUGUCAUCAGCUCUCUUGGAAGUGGUGACAUGUCGCAGGCAGAAGCUGCAAAGACUCGCGGCGUUAAAGAGGAGGAUGACCUUGAUAUAUAUGCAAUUAUGCGCGCUGCCUGGUUAACACGGGUUCAACGACUGGAAACGUUUGCAGCUCGGUUCCUGGCCUAUCGACUAGAAGGUCACAUUGACUCGCCCGAAUUUGCGCAGCUGAUCCAGGAGUCAGCAGCUCGGAUCAAGGGGAGACAAGAAACCGACACUAUUGAAUUGCUGGAUGACAUUCGCUUCUACCUCAAUGAACGGUUUAGGCUGAGAUUCGAUGAUGCUGGAAUUGGCGAGAUGAUGGCAGAGGAGGUGCGGCAGAAGGCUGCUAUUGGUGCUGCGGACGAAGACCUGAUUAAGCUUGCUAAGGGGUUUGAGGGACUGGAUAUUCCCAGUAAGGACAGCGACGCACCUGCUGCAGAUACAGUGGACGGUGCAGCGCCUGGGAAGCCAAACCAGAAGGCUGAACGCGACCCUGCCAUCAAGACUUUGGAUGGUGCGGUCGCAGGUGACGAAUUUACGAAGGACGCCAUCAACUACGAGAUCUUGAUGGAGAAACUAGACCAUGUUUUGGAGGAACUGAACUUGGAAGCUUAGAUUUGGAUUGCAUAUAUAUAUAUAGAGUGGUCAGAUAUACGAAGAAUAUAUGAUGAUGAAUAAAAUGGAUGUCUCUGAAUUGAGUCUCCAGGCAGGAUAAACCAAUUCUCAAUGAUAUUUUACGGUGCUUGUAUACUUACAAGCCAUCAGAUAUAUAUCCACAGCAAGU